Messenger RNA from Drosophila bipectinata, 1190 nucleotides. RefSeq names its product probable 3-hydroxyisobutyrate dehydrogenase, mitochondrial. The record is from RefSeq and is a predicted model, not a curated record. Lineage: Eukaryota; Metazoa; Arthropoda; Insecta; Diptera; Drosophilidae. Gene Ontology annotation, biological process: L-valine catabolic process. Gene Ontology annotation, cellular component: mitochondrion. Gene Ontology annotation, molecular function: NAD binding; NADP binding; 3-hydroxyisobutyrate dehydrogenase activity.
AUGAAAUUACGUGACUCUGCGACUAGUGGAGCACUGUGCUUUUGGCUUCUGGUCCGAUCAGAACUUUCAGAUUCCCUCCGACGAUUUCCUGCUCUACAGCCAUGUCGCUACGCUUGAUGUCCCCCGCCCUCCUUAAUGCCUGGAGCCAGACCCUCGUCCGGGCCAUGUCCACCCAGGGCGGCUCCAAGAACAUCGGCUUCGUGGGCCUGGGCAACAUGGGCGCCAACAUGGCCAACAACCUGAUCAAGGCCGGACACAAGCUCCACGUCUUCGACAUCUCCAAGCCGGCCUGCGACGGCCUGGCCGCCAAGGGAGCCACCGUCUACAGCAAGACCGCUGAGCUGGCCAAGAACUCGGACUUCGUCAUCACCAUGCUGCCCAACAACGCCAUUGUGGAGUCCUCGUACGAGGAGAUGACUGCCGACGGCGUCAACAAGAACACCAUCUUCAUCGACUCCUCGACGAUCUCCCCCGAACUGGUGCAGAGCCUGCAGAAGAAGAUCAGCGCCAAGGGAGCCCGCUUCAUCGAUGCCCCCGUCUCCGGAGGAGUUCCCGGCGCGGAGCAGGCCACCCUCACCUUCAUGGUGGGCGGCACUGAAGCGGAAUACAACGCCGUCAAGGCUGUCCUGGAGUGCAUGGGAAAGAAGAUCACCCACUGCGGUGUCUACGGCAUGGGCCAGGCCGCCAAGCUGUGCAACAACAUGAUGCUGGGCAUCGCCAUGAUCGGGGUCUCCGAGGCCAUGAACCUGGCCAUCCGCCAGGGCCUGGACGCCCAGGUGUUCGCCGACAUCAUCAACUCCUCCACCGGCCGCUGCUGGUCCUCGGAGGUGUACAACCCGGUGCCCGGCAUCUGCCCCACUGCCCCCGCCAACAAGGACUACGCCGGCGGCUUCUCCUCGGCCCUGAUCAACAAGGAUCUUGGUCUGGCCGCCGGAGUGGCCAAGUCCACCAACACCCCGAUCCCCCUGGGCUCCCUGGCCGGCAAGGUGUACACCAAGCUGGUGGAGGAGGGACUGGGCAACAAGGACUUCUCCGUGGUCUACGACCUCAUGAAGAAGGAGAAGUUCAGCCUGUAAGGACCCACUCGACCAGAGCCAAACCAGUCUUGCAUUUAUAAAUUAGGAAGUGACUGUGCAAUUACCAUGUUCUUGUAUUUGUUUAAAAUAGUAUGCAAAAACCUUAAAAAUAUA